AAUCGAUUUCCCACACGAUUCACAGCGACAGCGAUAAUUAUCAAAUCCAUGGCUCGUUUCCUCUCACAAACCCUAAUUCGAACGACAUCGUCGGCAUCGAAUUCCUUGCAGACGUUCAAAUUAGGUAUAUCGAUGGAGCAUCGGUUUUCUAGCCAAUCGGGAAAAGCACAAUUGAUCGAGGUCGAUCUUGAAUCUGAUGGCGAGGUGGAGGUUUUAGGGCUAAGAAAGCUUGAAGAUGCUAUCCACAGUAUCAUCGUGAGGCAAUCGGCGCCUGAUUGGCUUCCUUUCGUUCCCGGUUCAUCUUACUGGGUCCCUCCUCGCCGUCAUCGGCCUGAUUCUCUGGGCAUGAUUAAUGUGCUCAGAAAGUUUAGAAGACGGUCGAGGGAUGCAGAGACAGAAGAGUCCAUGGCUGUUUCUUCGUCACGUGGCUGGCCUUCUUCCGCUUAUUUCUUUGAAGGCACAACCACUAUACAUCCACUGCCUGUGGAGGUGGAAGCAGAGGUGGUUCAUAGCAAUGAGAACAUGUCUGAUGCUGAGGAUGAGGAAGGAUGAACUUGUGUAAUACCAGAGGUCCUGAUCUUUCAAGCUUGUUUCCUGUUGUAGAUAUUUAUAGAGAGACUAAAUUGCUCCGGAGCUGUGGGUUGAAGAAGGUGACACAAAACUUGUUUGUACAGUUGGAGCUUCCGUGGUGUAUUGCACGGAGGCUUGGGGUAGCAGCUCACUGUAGUUUCUUCUGAACUUCUUUAGUUGAUGAUUUAAGGCCCUAUGGAUUUGCAAUUUCAUGCUUUCUGUACGUUCUUAAAAACAUUCUCGUAAGCUAAUACUGUUCCGACCUAAAUAAGAAAGAAUAUGUUAUGUUGUUACACA
Cynara cardunculus var. scolymus (artichoke) is the source of this 867-nucleotide messenger RNA. RefSeq lists its product as uncharacterized. Bases 49 to 552 code for a protein of 167 amino acids. Lineage: Eukaryota; Viridiplantae; Streptophyta; Magnoliopsida; Asterales; Asteraceae. The record is from RefSeq and is a predicted model, not a curated record. The transcript is spliced from 3 exons.